UCCGCCACCCGCGCGCGUCGUCCUACCCUUCCGCGCCCUACGACGGUGUACACCGCGCCCGCGCGUGCCCUUUUCCGCUUGCGGAAACUGCGGCGAGUGUCGCGUUGUGUCCGUCGUUUCUAUUCUGUCGUAUCGCGUCGCGUCCCGUCAUCUGCGCGCUUCCCAGGGGACAUAGAGGAUAUGCCCUGCACGGGGGGGAUCGAUCCCCGUCACUGACCCAAAACUGACAUCGCCGUCGUCGUCGCGAGUGUGGUGGAAAAUCGUGUGCGCGCAAUUGGAUCGUGUAUCAUCGAUAAUUAAAUCGCCGCAAUCGUGGAUAACAACGGCCGGUACGAGAUGCAGAAGCGGGACGGCAGGGACAACCGCGGCGACAAGGAGCUCGGAGCGCGCGGCACCGAGCGCGACCAGGAGGUCACCAAACGGACCUCCAGGGGCAGCGGCAAUGCCGCCCGGUCGAACGUGCACUCGUCCCGGCACAGCGUCACCUCGUCGUCCGGCGUGCUCAUGGUCGGCCCGAACUUCCGGGUCGGCAAGAAAAUUGGCUGUGGAAACUUCGGGGAGCUUCGUCUCGGGAAGAACCUGUACAAUAAUGAGCACGUAGCAAUUAAAAUGGAACCAAUGAAGUCAAAGGCGCCACAGCUACAUUUAGAAUAUAGGUUUUACAAAUUAUUAGGUACACAUGAGGGUAUACCGGAGGUGUACUACUUCGGCCCGUGCGGGAAGUACAACGCUCUGGUGAUGGAGCUCCUUGGUCCAAGCCUCGAGGACCUCUUCGACCUCUGCGGGAGGAGGUUUACCCUCAAGACCGUUCUCAACAUUGCCACACAGCUCCUCCAUAGGAUAGAAUAUGUUCAUAGUCGGCAUUUGAUAUACCGCGACAUCAAGCCGGAAAAUUUUCUGAUAGGACGAUCCACUACCAAGCGGGAAAAAGUUAUUCACAUAAUCGAUUUUGGACUAGCCAAAGAGUAUAUAGACCUGGAAACGAACAAGCAUAUACCGUAUCGGGAACACAAGAGUCUCACCGGCACGGCGCGUUACAUGAGCAUUAACACGCAUCUUGGCAAAGAGCAGAGCAGAAGAGACGACCUGGAGGCAUUGGGUCAUAUGUUCAUGUACUUCUUGCGUGGCAGCCUGCCGUGGCAAGGGCUGAAGGCCGACACGCUGAAGGAGCGCUAUCAAAAGAUUGGCGACACGAAACGAGCGACACCGAUCGAGGUGCUCUGCGACGGCCAUCCCGAGGAGAUGGCCACGUAUCUACGCUACGUACGCAGGCUGGACUUCUUCGAGACGCCAGACUACGAGUACUUGAGGAAGCUCUUCCACGAUCUGUAUGAGAGACGUGGCUUCGUCAAUGACGGUGAAUUUGACUGGACCGGCAAGACGAUGUCGACGCCCGUCGGAUCCCUUCAAACUGGCCAGGAGAUCGUCGUAUCACCAAAUCGCGAUCGGCAUCCCGCCGCUUACAAGGUGGUAUCGUCAACUAAUGGAGAAUUGGCUAACGAUGAUCCUACCGCUGGUCACUCUAAUACACCAAUCACAGCGCCUCAGGAAGUGGACAUGAUCGACGAAACCAAUGUUUGCUUCAUUUCCAGAUGCUGUUGCUUCUUCAAGCGCAAGAAGAAGAAAAGUGGAAGACAGAAAUGACUGUCCGUUACCGUUGGUCUCGGGGGGGCGGUGCAGUGCGCGGGUAAUAGUGCCGACGAGACCGUGGAAGUCGUCGCCACAACGUCAAGGACUGGCAAGCGCGGCGCGGGAACGGGAGUACGUGUAGGCGCAGGUACAAUGGGUGGUAUCACAGGCAGCGCUGAUCCUGAGAGAGAAGCCGUCACUCUGCUACGCGUCGGCAGCCGAUCCGCGUCACGGGACUCGGUGCUGCACACCACUGUCACGAUGACGCCGACGCCGACGCCGCCGCCACUGUCGAACUGAAUCAUCAUUGUCAUCAACACUAUCACACAAUCAUUCUACAUCGCCGCUAUUAUUAUUAAUUGGACGGUUGCGCGACAAAGUCGAGAUCGAGAGAAUGAAGCUGCUUUUCCUCUGGCCAAUCGAGCUGAUCUCUUCGAUAAAUAAGCGGACUCGCUGACGACGGUUCAGGCACUCGCUCCUUAGUGUAGUGAAAUUCUGUAGUAAUAUCAGUACCAUUGCGAUCAGAAUUGUCUUGGUUAUGUGUUACGAUGAAAGCGCGGUCAAUUAUCGGUUUUACUUAAAACUCUAUUCAGAGAACCUGAUACAUUGAUGCCGGACAUUCACUGAACUUUAUCUGAAGCUACCAGAAAUUUCUUUUUCCUUGACUCAUUUUUUUAAACAGAGUACAUCUAGACAGAUGGAAAUUGGUUAAUAAGGAUAUAG
Molecule: messenger RNA, 2352 nt
Organism: Cyphomyrmex costatus
Lineage: Eukaryota; Metazoa; Arthropoda; Insecta; Hymenoptera; Formicidae
Gene: gish
Product: casein kinase I gish
Exons: 9
Coding region: 337-1644 (435 amino acids)
Biological process (GO): protein phosphorylation
Molecular function (GO): ATP binding; protein serine/threonine kinase activity
Source: RefSeq, a predicted model, not a curated record